This is a messenger RNA of Daphnia magna, 737 nucleotides long. RefSeq names its product glycine-rich cell wall structural protein. Bases 143 to 547 code for a protein of 134 amino acids. The record is from RefSeq and is a predicted model, not a curated record. The transcript has 3 exons. NCBI's taxonomy places the organism in Eukaryota, Metazoa, Arthropoda, Branchiopoda, Diplostraca, Daphniidae.
GAAAACCUAGGCAAACGAUUCUCAGCUCUAUACCCUUUGCAAAACAGCUCCUGUAUAUAAAAAGGAUGAAUUCUACUUCAACAAUCAUCACACUCUGUUCACUCGAUUGCUCCAGAGCUCAGUCGAACAAUCCUACUCCAGAAUGUCUCGAAUUCUGAUGUUGAUGCUGUUGGUGGGUGUAACUGUUGCCUUCCCUUAUCCGCAAGAUGCCGCCGUUCCCGCUGAUGUAGUUGCUCCCGUCGACGGUGGCCCUGCUCCUGGCGAAGAAAAGGUGGACGAACGUUUCUUCCUAUUGCGUCCUUCGUACGGCGGCCAUGGACACGGCCAUGGACACCAUCAUCAUGGCGGCUACGCCGGAUACGGAAACCAAUAUAACAGAUACCCAACGUACGGAGGUUAUGGUGGCCACGGAGGUUAUGGUGGUCACGGAGGUUACGGGCUCGGCUGGCGUGAGGGACAGAAACCCGGAGAAGCCGCUCCUGAUGCUGCAGCCGUGCCCGUUGAUGCCGCAGCAGCUCCCGCCAGCGGACAAGUUACCUUCGAAUAGAAAUUCAACAUUUUUUACCUGAUGUCUUUUCAAUCGCUUCAAUCACCAAUCGCAUCUAAGAGCCACGAAUUCACUGUCUGUUGUAAUCGAAUCGGAUUUACUUUUUCAACAACAAUCAAAGUCUAAUUCAGUUUGCUGUUGAUCAGCUGACUGAAUGUUAAAUCCGACCAAUAAAUCGACUUUAAUCCUU